GAAAUGCACCUUUUAAUAAAAUCAUAUAUAAUCGGGUUAAAACCUUCUGUAGUAUAACCUUUAUUCUUUACUGAAACAAAAGAAUUGCAAGAGCAAUUAUCGUGUUGACGAAACUCAUUAAAUAUUGAAACGCAUCUUCCUUUUUUUCGCCGAGUGUCUGUUAAAAAGGCGGGCAACUGCUGUUGUUUAAAUUUCGUCACUACGUGAUAUAUGCAGCAAAGCCGUGUAUUUUACAGAUCAGAAUCGUUCUACGUUUACAAGAAUAGGAAUACGAAAUGUACGCUAAUAAUAUAGUUUUAAAAUAAAACCAAAGACUGUAUUUAGUAUAUUUAUGUUUUGUAUACUUUUUAGGUUGGUUCCUCAAUACAAAAAUAUUUAUUAACAGUUUAUAAAAAAACUAAGGAUGGUUUUUGAAGUACUCGCACUUGAGGAUGUUUUGUGGCUCAACAACGAUAAUAAAGUGCCAAACUUUCGACAAAUGGCAACCAAUGUAAACUGCAACAACAACAACAACAAUAACAACAACAAGAACAACGUUGAAGAAGAUAGCUUGUGCUCCAAUGAGUCGGAAUGUGCUUUAAUCGGAGCUGUUCCUCCGCUGUCUUCUGUCAUGACCUUGUUGCAACGCCGUGAAGUUACGUCGAAAUCGCCAAGUGCAAUUCCAGCAGAACAGUGGCCAACUUCGUCACCACCUAAUCAACUGGAUAUUGAUGAAAAUGUUGGCAAUAACUUUGCUGACAGACAACAAGACAAUGAGCCAACAGACAACCAAGUGGCGCAAGUUUUUCCCGUUGACGUUGAAUACCCGUGUACUCCAAACCACGCAUUGCUUUCUCCGGAAUUUACCUGGAGAUUUCAUAAUCCCCCUCAACCAGAAGUAAGACAAACAUUGUCCAGCCAACUGAUCCACAAAGGAGAAUAUUCUCUUAUAUAUUACGAGGAUUUUGAGGAAAGGCCAUCUUCGAUAUGUAUAUCAAGGAAACGAAGACAAGCAGCCAAUGCAAGGGAACGGCGAAGAAUGGAAGGCUUGAAUAAAGCGUUCGAUUCUCUAAGGAAGGUUGUUCCGUCCAUCAGCCGCAGAAGGAAACUUUCAAAGUAUGAAACUUUGCAAAUGGCUUUGAGUUAUAUUGAAGAAUUAGGACGAAUUUUGCAGACGACACCAUCUGAAGCAAAUGAAAAAUGUAGCAAUGAAGCUGAUACCUUACAUUGUGAUCGUAAAUGUAAUGUUAAAAUAGAAAAAAAAGAUGAUGAGUUUUUACGAUGACCCAAACCGAAACUGGUUUGGUCCUUAAGUUCCGUCAAGAUUUGUAGUGUAGCUUUUGUUCUGAAUUUGCACAUUAGUGAUGAUUUCUCAUAAGUAAAUUUUACCCCAUAUUGCACAUUUUCUAAUUUUACCACGAGCUUAUUGCUGUUGGUUUAUAUACAGCAUCGGAUUGUUUGUCUUAUAUAUGAAUAUGGAAUUAACACGAUCGGGUAAACUAUCGAAGUAUAAUUGCACAGUUGUAAGAAAAAUCCAUAGGCACGUAUUCCUUUUUCAUUC
Molecule: messenger RNA, 1540 nt
Organism: Ciona intestinalis (vase tunicate)
Lineage: Eukaryota; Metazoa; Chordata; Ascidiacea; Phlebobranchia; Cionidae
Biological process (GO): neural retina development; axon development; sensory organ development
Cellular component (GO): nucleus
Molecular function (GO): protein dimerization activity; E-box binding; DNA-binding transcription factor activity, RNA polymerase II-specific
Source: RefSeq, a predicted model, not a curated record